Rhodotorula graminis WP1 is the source of this 951-nucleotide messenger RNA. RefSeq lists its product as uncharacterized. The coding region runs from base 1 to 951 and encodes 316 amino acids. The transcript is spliced from 6 exons. Lineage: Eukaryota; Fungi; Basidiomycota; Microbotryomycetes; Sporidiobolales; Sporidiobolaceae. The record is from RefSeq and is a predicted model, not a curated record.
AUGACCAGCACCCUCUCGUCCACCUCGCUCUCGUCGACAGCCCACUCGAUCAACUCGGGCGGCAGCGUGGGUCCCUCAGUCGGCAGCGUGCCCAACGUCCCCGGCACCAGCCUCGGCUCGACCCUCGACGGCCUGCGCACCUUGGUCGCCAAGCGCAUCACGGCGUGGACUUACCUCAAGAACGCCGGCGAGGGCAGGGUCUACUGGUUCAACACGAUCCUCCUCACGACCGAGGACCUCAAGAGCACCUUUCCCAACGACAAGAUGCGCAACCGCACGACGCGCUUUGCGGUCCUCGGCAUGUCGCUCUCGUCCCUCCUCGACAUCGCCCCGGCGCACGACUUCCUGCGAGGUCUCUUGAGCCUUGCGCAAGAGUUCGAGGCCGUUCCCGAGGAUCGGUACGGCGGGCGGAAUCAGCAGAAGAGCUUGUUCAAGGUCGGGUCGAGGUCGCGGCGAGCGGGCGGCGCAGGGUCGGCGGCAAAUGGCGGCGCCGACUUCCCAAUGGGCUUGCCGCAAGAAGGCGGCGAGGCGAGCUUUCUCUUCACGCCCAACAUUCCGUUCGACCUCGACUAUUUCCAUGUCCUCGUCACGACGUGCGAGCUCCUGAUCGAGACCUACACCAAGAUCGCGACCUACCUCGGCCCGGCGGGCGCGGGCGCAGGCUCGAGCGCGGCGGCGGGCUCGUUCCCCUCGCCGCCGGGCGUCGGCGCGCAGCAGCACCGCGGGAGCGUCACGAGCCCGGUCUCGGCGGGAGGAGGUGCAGGAGGUGCAGGAGCGACGGGCAGCGCGGGGCUGAGCCAGGCGCUUGCCGACGUCGUGUACAAGGUGGAUGCGAGGCUCAAGAAACUCGUCGCGCUCCUGUCGAAAGAGAUCGACACGCUCGCGCGCCAGACGAUCAAGCACGAGCUCGACUCGCUCGGCGGCGGCGGCCUGCUCGACUUGCUCGAGUGA